Molecule: messenger RNA, 578 nt
Organism: Serinus canaria (Common canary)
Lineage: Eukaryota; Metazoa; Chordata; Aves; Passeriformes; Fringillidae
Gene: NHLH1
Product: nescient helix-loop-helix 1
Exons: 1
Coding region: 156-503 (115 amino acids)
Biological process (GO): regulation of transcription by RNA polymerase II
Molecular function (GO): protein dimerization activity; DNA-binding transcription factor activity, RNA polymerase II-specific; RNA polymerase II cis-regulatory region sequence-specific DNA binding
Source: RefSeq, a predicted model, not a curated record
UCCCCAGGAUCCCUUUGGAUCUGUCCCCAAAGCCCGGGAUCCCUUUGGAUCUGUCCCUAAGUGUCCGGGAUCCCUUUGGAUCUGUCCCCAAACCCCAGGAUCCCUUUGGAAUCGUCCCCAGGAUCCCUUUGGCUCCGUCCCCUCUGCCCCGGACGAUGAUGCUGAACUCGGAGCCGCCGGCCUCUCUCGCCGUGCCCUCGGCUCCCCCCGAGCCCGCUGCCGCUGCCGCUGCCGCUGCCGCUGCCGGUGUCGGUGUCGGUGCCGGUGCCGGGAAGGAGCCUCUGAGCCGCGAGGAGCGGCGGCGGCGGCGCCGGGCCACGGCCAAGUACCGCACGGCGCACGCCACGCGCGAGCGGAUCCGCGUGGAGGCCUUCAACGUGGCCUUCGCCGAGCUGCGGCGCCUGCUGCCCACGCUGCCCCCCGACAAGAAACUGUCCAAGAUCGAGAUCCUGCGCCUGGCCAUCUGCUACAUCUCCUACCUGAACCACGUCCUGGACGUGUGACGCGUCCGUCUGUCCGUCCCUGUGUCCAUCUGUCCGUCCCUGUGUCCAUCUGUCCAUCUGCUACAUCUCCUACCU